This is a messenger RNA of Hevea brasiliensis (rubber tree), 2667 nucleotides long. RefSeq lists its product as uncharacterized. The record is from RefSeq and is a predicted model, not a curated record. The transcript is spliced from 17 exons. Lineage: Eukaryota; Viridiplantae; Streptophyta; Magnoliopsida; Malpighiales; Euphorbiaceae. Bases 250 to 2637 code for a protein of 795 amino acids. Gene Ontology annotation, cellular component: endoplasmic reticulum; Golgi apparatus.
GUCAACUUGGUCAUAGAACUGCAAGGUUUUUGGGUAAAACUUGGACAGUACUUAUCCACACGUGCUGAUGUUAUUCCUCAUGCAUAUAUAUCACAUCUCAAGCAGUUACAGGACGCUCUUCCUCCUCGUCCCAUACAACAGGUUUAUCAGACUAUAGAGAAAGAAUUGGGCAAAUCCAUUGAUGAUCUUUUCUCAUAUUUUAAUCGGACUCCUUUGGCAACAGCAUCAAUUGCACAAGUCCAUCGUGCAAUGCUUUAUAAUGGGAAGAAGGUGGUUGUUAAAGUUCAACAUGAGGGCAUUAAGACAAAGAUGUUGGAGGACUUAAAGAUUGCCAAGUCAAUUGUUGACUGGAUAGCGUGGUCAGAACCACAGUAUAACUUUAAUCCCAUGAUGGAUGAAUGGCGCAGGGAAGUUCCGAAAGAAUUUGACUUCAAUAUUGAAGCUGAGAAUACAAGAAUCGUUGCUAGUAAUCUUUGCAAAAAGAACAAUGAUGAUGGCAAGCCUGUGAAAUCAGUGGAUGUUUUGAUUCCAGAGGUUAUUCAGUCAAGUGAAAAGGUCCUGAUUUUAGAGUAUAUGGAUGGGAUUCGUUUGAAGGACAAUGAAUCUCUUGAAGCUUACGGUGUUGACAAGCAAAAAGUUGUUGAAGAAAUAACACGAGCCUAUGCCCAUCAAAUAUAUAUUGAUGGAUUUUUUAAUGCUGACCCACAUCCCGGAAAUUUCCUGGUGAGCAAGGAACCUCCACAUCGUCCAGUUUUGCUCGACUUUGGCUUUGCGAAGAAAAUAUCAACUUCUACGAAACAAGCACUAGCAAAAUUGUUUCUUGCAUCUGCAGAGGAGGACCAUGUGGGUCUUUUGUCUGCCUUUGCAGAAUUGGGGCUCAGGCUGCGCCUGGACAUUCCAGAUCAGGCUAUGGCAGUAACUAAUUUAUUUUUUCGCACUUCAACACCAGCAAGUGAAGCUUCUGAAAACUUGAAAUACUUGGCCGAGCAAAAAUCAAAACAAAUGAAAGCGAUACAGGAAAAGAUGAAGCUCAAUGAAAAAGAAUUUAAACGCUUUGACCCAAUUGAUGCGUUUCCUGGAGAUGUUGUAAUAUUUUCACGGGUCCUUACUCUUCUAAGAGGGCUUUCAUCCACAAUGAAUGCUCGGAUUACAUUUCAAGAAAUCUUUAAACCAUUUGCAGAAUUUGCCUUACUAGGAAACGUUAAUAAGGGACCAGCAGUUAAUGCACAAUGGAUCUACAAUACACCAUCUCAUUCUGAUGUGGAGAUAAAGUUGAGGAAGCUCUUAGUUGAGCUGGGAAAAGAAGAAAAAAUACUUGGAAUCCAGGUAUGUGCGUACAAAGAUGGCAAUGUUAUUAUUGAUACUGCUGCGGGAGUACUUGGUAGAUAUGAUCCUCGCCCGGUUCAGCCUGAUACCCUUUUUCCAGUGUUUUCUGUAACAAAGGGAAUCACGGCAGGAAUGAUACAUUGGCUGAUUGACAAUGGAAAAGUCAAACUUGAUGAAAAUGUUGCUAAUGUGUGGCCAGAAUUUGGAACAAAAGGAAAAGAUCAGAUAAAGGUUUGUCACGUUCUAAACCAUACAUCUGGUUUGCACAAUGCCUUGGCCAAUCUUAAAGGAGAAAAUCCUUUGCUAAUGUGUGACUGGGAAGAAUGUAUGAAUCAAAUUUGUACGUCAGUGCCUGAGACAGCACCUGGCCAGGAGCAGUUGUAUCACUAUUUGUCUUUUGGUUGGCUAUGUGGUGGAAUAAUAGAGCAUGCCUCUAGCAAGAAAUUUCAAGAGAUUCUUGAAGAAGCAAUCAUUCGACCCCUCAAAAUUGAAGGCGAGCUAUAUGUUGGAAUUCCUCCUGGUGUGGAAUCUCGACUUGCAAGUCUGACGGUAGAUAUGAAUAAUCUCAGCGAUCUUUUAGAGAUAAGCAGUCGUCCUGACCUACCAUCUUCUUUCCACCCAACCAACAUUUCUCAACUAGUGACUACCAUGCCAGCUUUAUUCAACUUGUUGAAUGUUCGCCGUGCAAUCAUACCUGCUGCUAAUGGACAUUGCUCCGCCCGUGCUCUUGCACGCUAUUAUGCAACCCUUGUUGCCGGUGGCAUAAUCCCACCGCCACCUUCCACUUUCUCCAAGCCACCACCACUUGGUAGCCUUCCCCACAUUCCUCAGUUUACUUCUGAGAAUGCCUCUAAAAGGGGAAAAAGUAAAACUAGCGGUGGCAGUGCCAGUAAUGCUACCGCUAGUGCAGCUGACAACUUUGCAAGCGGUGAUGAUUCUCAAAAAACUAAUGUUGAGAGGAUUUUUACAAACCCUAGAAUUCAUGACGCAUUCUUGGGCGUGGGGGAGUACGAGAAGUUGGCCAUACCGAAUGGAAAAUUUGGACUUGGAUUUAGGAGGUUUAUUUUAAAUGAUGGAUCCUUUAGUGGAUUUGGGCACUCCGGCAUGGGGGGAUCCACAGGUUUUUGUGAUAUCAAAAACAGGUUUGCCAUUGCAGUGACGCUGAACAAAAUGUCGUUUGGGGGUUUGACAAGACAAAUCAUUCAGCUUGUUUGUUCAGAGCUAAAUGUCCCAUUGCCGGAGGAUUUCUCAAUUUCUGGCAAUAGAGGACCUGAUGUACUAUUAAAUAUUGGGGGAUCACUGAUUAAUUAAUAUAUGAGAAAAAUCUCACUUUGGUACUUA